AUGGCCUCUGACAAUGUCACUGAGGGAGGAGCUGCUGCAACUUCGCCCACCCAGCCAUCUACAAGUGCACCUCGGGUCAGGAAGCCGGACUUUCGUAUGAUCAUCAGAAAUGGCUGCAGAUCGAACGAUAUAGCUGAAGUAUCAAAGGGCUUCGAACUGGCCGCUUCCAAAGGGGAGAAAAACCAAGCCUUGCUCUCCUGGGCCCUGGCUAGAGCAGUUGACUUCGGUCACGUCGACAUGGCGCGAUAUUUGAUUGAGCAGGAAGACGCACCUCUUGAUACCGUUUCCCCUUUCAUAGUAGCGCACAACCCAUCCACCGAGAUGUUCCAAGUCCUCGUCGACCAUGGGUGGGAUAUUAAUCAGAACUCGCGCGACCAUGGCGUGGGACAGGGUAAAUGCCUCUUACAACAUAUUUGCCAUGACGAAUCUCUUGUGCGCUGGUGUCUCGACCACGGUGCCAAGGUGGAGGGCAUGUACACCGACCCAUAUGAGAGCCCACCAAUCCUAGAUAUGGUUGCUUGCAGAGGCAUGAUUUCCACCUUCGAACUUCUCCGUUCCCGAGGAGCUCAGCUGGGCCCACGCACCCUACAUCGUGCUGUCGAUGGUGCAUCGUCCGGUGGAGGUAUUCGAAUGGCGAUGGUGAAGUACCUCGUGGACGACCUUGGCCUUGAUGUUAAUACAUUGGAUACCGAAGAAAAACUUCCUGAUCAUUGGGGGACACCUCUCUGCUACGCAGCCAGAUGGCAUGUUGGUCAUGAAGCUGUGGUUCGUUUCUUACUCGAACGAGGUGCCGACCCCUCAAUCAAAGAUAUCUACGGAAAUCACGAUGCAUUCAGUCUGGCGGGAUUCCGCAAGAACCAUGCUGUUGUGGAGGUGUUACAGGAAUGGAAGGAGAAUCAUCAAGGAGAAUAG
Messenger RNA from Venustampulla echinocandica, 912 nucleotides. RefSeq lists its product as uncharacterized. The coding region runs from base 1 to 912 and encodes 303 amino acids. Gene Ontology annotation, cellular component: nucleus; cytoplasm. The record is from RefSeq and is a predicted model, not a curated record. NCBI's taxonomy places the organism in Eukaryota, Fungi, Ascomycota, Leotiomycetes, Helotiales, Pleuroascaceae. Gene Ontology annotation, molecular function: protein binding. The transcript has a single exon.